GAAAAAUUUUUGCAUCAAUACCUGUUGCGUAAGUGAAUUAUUUCUUUUUUCAGAUUUUGCAAAAAUCGCGUUUUUGAAUUAGCGAUUUUGGAAUUCUCAGAAAAUUUAAAAGUGUACCGGAAAUGACAAUGAUACCGAAUUAGGAUUAUUUGAUUUUACAAUUUGAAUUUACAAUUAAUUUUUUAAGCAAUCACCGUUGCUUCUUCUAGUAAUAAACCCGAUUUUCUUGGUCAGAUCGAUGAACAAUUAUCAAAUGUAUCAAAAUAUCGUAUUGGAUUAAAAUUAUGUGAUCAAAACAGUCCAUCAUUAUGUUUAAAUGUUAGUGUUAUCGUUAUUGUAAGUGAUAUUAAACCAAAUUUAUUUAUAGAUCAACAUCAAAUGUGUCUUAAAUAUGAACGGCGCUCGUGGCUACCUGUGGGACCCAUUGAAUUAGCGUUAUUUGCCUUAUCAUUUUUGUUUAUUAUCGGUACAUUAGCGUUAAGUCUUAUUAUUUGUCGUUUGAAAGGAAUUCGAAUGUGUUUAGCAACAAAACUUAUUUCUUAUAUGGAAAAAAAAUAUGGUUUAAGUGAUGCACAUUUGAAUACAAAAAAUAACUCAACAAAAAUGAUGGAAUAUUUUAUACAAUAA
This is a messenger RNA of Didymodactylos carnosus, 627 nucleotides long. NCBI's taxonomy places the organism in Eukaryota, Metazoa, Rotifera, Eurotatoria, Philodinida, Philodinidae. The record is from the annotation of a GenBank genome assembly.